UGAUCGCCCACCUGCACACUCUUGAUCUCCACCUCCUCACGCCAUGCUUCUUUCAAGGAUUAAGGCUAAGCUGACUGGCAAGAGGGUGUCUUCAGAAUUUAGCUUAGAGAAACAACGCAAGAUUGCCAUUGCUUUAGAAAAAUACAUACCAAUUUUAAGUAUUAUCCUAUUUGUGGUUGCAGUCAUUUGGCUGUUCUUAUUACCGUACGAAGGAUACAACAAACGCACUUAUAUUUCAGAAAAUGCACUUUUGCCUGGACAGGCAAACGUAAAUUAUGGAUACAAUGACAUGCGUGCAGCAGAAGACUAUCGGUCAAAAAUCAUCCGGAUUCAGGAUAAAGACAGUGAGAUGAGAGCGUCGUUUAUCCAAGAGGAACUACGACGUAUAGGAUUCACAUCUGCGCUUCAACAUUUUUCUGUAAAUGGUUUAAACGAAACUGGAGUAAACGCAUUUGCUAUUCAUCGAGCACCCCGAAGUGAUGGAAAAGAAGCACUUAUUUUGAGUGCACCUUGGGUGUCACGCACAGGGGAUUAUAAUACCAAUGGUAUUGCUGCAUUGCUGUCUCUAGCAAAAUUGUUCAAACGUAAUAUAUAUUGGUCCAAGGAUAUAAUUUUACUUGUGACAGACAAGGAUCUGUCAGGAACUCAGGCAUGGUUGGAUGCAUAUCAUGGAAUUACUCAAUCAGAAGAAAUCGACAAGGCCGGAUUCUCUUCUGUUGUCAUGCCACGCUCAGGAGCUGUUCAAGGAGCAAUCAACUUAGACUUUCCGGGGACAAAUGAUUAUGAAAGUCUUGGACUUUUUUUUGAGGGUGUCAAUGGGCAGCUGCCAAAUUUAGAUCUCAUCAACUCCAUAGUUGUCAUAGCAAGGCACACUGCUCAGAUUUCAGUAGUCCUUCACGAUACUACAUCUAAUUCAUACGAAGAAAAAUCAUGGGGUGUGUACGCUGGCUCUCUUUUGCAUAUGCUCCGUACUAUGAAGUAUCAAGCCUUAUGCCACCCUUCCAGUGAUGCAGGUCUUUACUUAAGAUACAAAAUUGAUGCAAUUACAGUGCAUGGUAUUCAUGGAUCUGGAGAUUUGAACCACUUAUUUGGAUUCCACAGAAUAGGAGUUCUGGUAGAAUCCACUUUCCGCAGCUUAAACAACCUGCUUGAGCAUUUUCAUCAGUCUUUCUUCUUUUAUUUCUUGCCACAGCCUAAUCGCUAUGUCUCUAUCGGUGUCUAUAUGCCACCAAUUAUUGUCUUUGCAUGUAGCUUGAUAUUUCAAUCCCUUGUACUUUAUUACCUUCCUUUAGAGACAACAGGAAACCUAAAUACUGAAUACCCACCAGCCUUUACUGUCAAGAAGAAGAAUGUAUCUUUUGCUUUUUCUAUUUUGGGGGCAACUCAUCUCGCAGGUGUUUUAAUAUUUUAUGUAAUCCAACCAAUCUUUGGGCAACAAUUUCUUAGAAGCUUUCCAAUGGCAGAGAUCGUUCACGGACAGUUCAUUAUUGCCUGUUUGAUCGCUUUCACAACUGUCACAGGCCUUAGCUUGUGGGUGACAAAAAAUAGAUCCACUACACACAGUGGUGCGAUUUUAAAGUCAUUCUGUUUGGCUCAGAGUGCAUUAAUAAUCGCCACCGUAUCCCUUUUGAAUUUCAGCCUUGCGGUGGCAACGGCAAUAACUAUAGCUUUACCCUAUAGUAUUAUUCGCCCUUCGCCAAAUUCUGCAGCCCGACUCGCCCAAUGGCUUAUUAUUACGUUGACAUCGCCUGCCGGCCUUGUCACUUUAUUUACAAUUAUCACGGGUAAUUGUCUUACUAGUGUCUUGACAGCACUAUUUGCGGAUUUUCAAGUAGCUCAGUCAUGGUUCUUGACUUACAUCUGUAUUGUCUAUUGGCCUAUAAAUAUGGCAAUGUGCAUUCUUAUUGUCAGUAACUCGUGAAUAAAUAAGGAUGCCAAUAUGAGAGCCAGUUAAAUAUAU
Phycomyces blakesleeanus NRRL 1555(-) is the source of this 1960-nucleotide messenger RNA. Its product is annotated as GPI transamidase GAA1. The coding region runs from base 44 to 1921 and encodes 625 amino acids. The record is from RefSeq and is a predicted model, not a curated record. Gene Ontology annotation, cellular component: GPI-anchor transamidase complex; membrane. Gene Ontology annotation, biological process: attachment of GPI anchor to protein. NCBI's taxonomy places the organism in Eukaryota, Fungi, Mucoromycota, Mucoromycetes, Mucorales, Phycomycetaceae. The transcript has 13 exons.